This is a messenger RNA of Menidia menidia (Atlantic silverside), 3626 nucleotides long. NCBI's taxonomy places the organism in Eukaryota, Metazoa, Chordata, Actinopteri, Atheriniformes, Atherinopsidae. The record is from the annotation of a GenBank genome assembly.
UGCAUCAAGAUUCCAGCUCCAACGGCUGAGUCGGCUUCAGCUCUUCGCGUCUUCUCCUUCUAUUUAUCCAGUGACAACAAAGACCAGCCGCAAGCCAGUUUUGACUGCAUCCAUCAAUAUGUCUCAAGUGAUGGGCGUGAGCAACUUGAGGGUCAAGGGAGCAUCCAGGACAAGAUCACUGUGUGUGCCACCGACGACUCCUACCAGAUGACCCGCGAGAGGAUGUCCCAGGUGGAGAAGGACAGCUGGAGCCGCUCCGCCAUUGAGAUCAAACCUGGAGCCACACAUCCAAGCAAAUGCAUCAAGUACCAGAAGAGACCAGUUCCUCUGCCUGCUUCAGACAGCUUCUUGUCUAAGCUGUCAUCUAACAACCGGAGGAGCGGCGUUAUGGCCACUGCGACCCUGAAGCCCCUGAAGGACCGCAUCAUUCACUUGCUGGCCCUCAAACCAUACCGGAAACCGGAGCUUCUACUGUGGCUAGAACGGGAACGAGCAGGACCGAAGGACAAGGCCGAGCUGAGUGCCGUACUUGAAGAGGUGGCCAAAGUGAAUCCCAAAGACAGCAACUACUUGUUAAAGGAUGAUUUUUACAAGCUGGUGCAGAGAGACUGGCCGUGCUACAACGACGAAGAAAAACGGCUGAUCGGCCGGUUGUUGGCCAGGAAGUUGCAGCCGCAUAUCAGCAACAUUUCAAGAAGUCUUCAAGCACAUUCCAUUGUGCCGAAGCCCUCAGAGGAUCAAGGCAUAGCAAAAAGUUCUGCUGUGAAACGCCCUGUGCCUUUUGACUCACUUGAAAUAACGGCUGUUAAGAGACAAAGGCCUGCAGAUCAGAGGUUAAAACACCAGUCAACAGUAAACGGACUCUUGAACAAUAAAGAAGCACAUGAUGAUGCACCUCUGAACCUCGACCCCUGUUUCCACCCAAAGACUGAGUCUCAAAAGACAAGUAGCCAAACAGAUAACCAAACUGGCCAACCCCGGGGCCACCACAGCCUGAUGCACAAACUGUACAGCAACUCUGACAGACCUGUUUCUGAGACCAGAGAACAAGAGCCCAAAAUAAACAGCCAUCAGCCACCUCAGCAUGACUCCGACUUCACAGGGCAGCAGCAGCUUGCUAACAACCAGCACCGAAAGAAGAAAUCUAAAAAGCACAAGGACAAGGAGCGGGAGAGACUAAAAGACGACAAGGGAAGCGAAUGGUUGAAGUCCAGUCCUGAUCUGAAGCAGAAUGCAGACAAACUGGACAAUGCUGACAUCACAAAUGCCAUGACCUCUGAGGAGAAGCCGGAUUAUGUUCUCGCAUACGGUACCAUAACGAGUCUGGAGCAACGUCAGAGGUACCAGGAGGAUUUCUGUGCAGAGUAUGAUGAGUACAAAGACCUUCAUUCGCGGAUUGCCACCAUUACUCACAUGUUUGUUCAGCUUGGAUCUAAGAUUAAGAGCCUCUCCCCAGGCACACGAGAAUAUAAGAUAAUGGAAGAUCAAAUACUAGAAAAGUACAACAAGUAUCGAAAGAAGUUUCCGGGCUAUCGGGAAGAGAAGAAACACUGCGAGUAUCUUCACGAGAAACUUUCCUACAUCAAACAGCUCAUCAUAGACUAUGAUCUCUCUAAGGCUUCCUUAUAGCGUUUACAUAUUUUUAUACACAGAACCAUCUACUUUGCAUACAUGAGUGUCAAAGCCUUUCCACAUGAGUGAUUUCAAAAUUUUUAGUGAGACUGCAGUUGUGAUCACUGACUGCUUCUGUUGAGACCACAGAUAAUGCUGUGAUCACUAAUAAUGAGCUCAUUUACAGAUUUUUUGCUUUAGUUGCUCUGAGUUUGUCUGCUUGGGAAAACAUUCAAAAGGAGAAGCUGAAAAGGUUACCCUGCUAAAAAGUGAAAGCCUGUGGAAGCCUGUGUCCAUUUUAAUGGAAUGAUUUUAGCUGUAGCAAUGAGUUGAAGUUAUACACUCGUUUUCCACACUUUUUAAUCAGACAUUCCCUCAGGCAGUUUGUCUCUUUCCUACUUUUCUUACUUUUUAAUAUUUCCAUAAGAAUUGUAAAAGAGAAGACACUCUCAGUUUAUAUGAAAAGGGCUUCCUUUGGGACAAAUGAUUGAAGUUACCCACUUUAGAAAAACAAAUUAUUCUGACUGAUUUGUUCCUAGAAUUAGCCCUAAUGUUUUAUGAAACAGGAAGGUGAGAACAACCCACUGCAGUUUCCUGCAAUAGUUCGAUGAACUUUUGUGCAUCAAAUUACGAAAACUGGGUUUUUAUAAGCGGUAAGAGAAGCUUGUUGACCCAUUAAAGCUUACCUUUUUUUGUUAGUUUGCUUCAUGAACAAAGCAUCUGAUCACAAACUAAUAUCAUGUUCAUUUAAACAGUAGAAGUGGAAUCCAAGAUGCAAAAGUUCGAAAAGAUUCAACUCGCUGCCAUUGAUUGAUCUAUUGGUCAUCUCCCAAUUGCACUUGAUUUAUUCUAAUCUAUAAGUAUUUAUUAACCACACCAAAAUAAAAACCAAAAUAUAAAGAGUUUUGUUUUUUCAUCAUAAAUAUGUGUAAAGUAUUUUAACCCAGGAAGAUAAAAAGAAAAAAAGGGCGUCCAUUUCUUUUCGCAUAGAACUACUGAUGUAUUUAUUGUUAGACAUUUUGUCUCUAUUCUGUAACAUCGGCCUCCACAGCUUGUAGCGUCUGGUCUUUUUAAUCAAAGUGUUUGUGUCCGGGCAGCUGAGGAGACAACUUGACAGAGGUUGUGAAUAGGUUACAGGUAUAAUAUAAUAUCAUGUGUUUUGUCUUUGUCUGAAACUUCUGUGGGUUAGGGUUUCCCCUUCAAGCCUCCCUGUAUGAAUGAAUGAAUGAAUGAAUACUGCAGCAGAAAGCCUCACAUGUUUGCAGCCAUCUCAUCCAACGCUUCAGUUCCAGUGGUGCACUCAAAGAAAUAUAACAGUAUGAGACACUAGUAUUGUGUGGGGCAGAGCAGGGUGAUGAUGCAUAUGUGUUCUGCAUUUUUUUUGGGGGGUGGGGGGUUACUUAAUCCUUUUACAGGGGAGAGUCGGAGAAGUAGCACUAAACCGUAAACUCGAUAGUCAUUAUAUAAUCAGAAUCAGCCCAUGGAAGCUGAUUUUAUAGCCUUCACAUUUCAAAAUUGAUUAUCAGUGCCCAUUCCAGAUGUAACUGUUAAUUUAUUUUUGCUUUUUUUUUUUUUUCUUGGUACUGAAAAUCCUCACACCUCAAUGAAAUAGACGCCUUAAAAUUUCAUUUUUAUAGCUUCAAAUCAAAUCUGCCAAUACAAACAAGGAGUCGUUGUCCACACAUUAGCUGCCUUAUUUUACUGGUUUUAUUUAGAAUUCUUUCAAUAAACGCCAACAGUGGCUUUUAGUAUUUUAUAAGAUUCUUAUUCGAGUGCACAGUUUUACUGAGAUUAUCCACAGCAUCUAUAACCAUUCUAUUACUCUUUACCCAUCAAAUCUUCAGGUAUUUGUCUUUGGGUAUACCACAGAUCUUUAUGCUGCUGUUGAUAUUUCUCCUGGAAUCCCGUUUGACGCCGACCAUGGAAUUAUUUGUGUCUUCUGUGGCUUCUAUCACAGGUUAAGCACAAAUGUCUUUUUUUUUCUUUUUCUUUUUUAUGGCUAACAGCUUAUCUUU